AUGCGGAAAAAGUUACCGCCGGGUCCUAUUGGGCUACCAUUUGUCGGUUAUUUGCCCUUUCUUAAGGGCGAGCCCUCCAAAGUGUUUGUACAAUUGGCUAAGAAAUAUGGACCAGUUUUUGGCAUUCAAUUGGGUUCGUGUCCAGUAGUCGUAUUAAAUGACUGGCCGUCAAUAAAAGAGGCCUUCUCUGAUGAAUCGGCAUUAGCCCGACCUAAGGAUAGUUUAUUUACUGCGUUACUUCCACCGGGCUUCGGAACAAUGAGUGGUGACGUGUGGAAAGAGCAGCGAAGGUUUGCUUUGCAUCAGUUGAGAAAUCUCGGGUUCGGGAAGACAUCGAUGGCGGACCACAUCAUCGAUGAAAUCAAUCACUUGUCCAAAGAGAUCGACAAAAGCGUUGGCCAGGCGUUUGAUUUGCGCACACUUUUGCCGAUUAGUGUUUCAAACAAUAUAAAUUCGCUGACAUUUGGCCGGCGUUUCGAUUAUACGGACCCCAGAAAGCAAAUGAUGGACGAGUUCUUUAAACCCGACCCGAAUGUUAAUUUGGCCGGCAUUUUGUCGUUUUUCCCGAAAUUGGGUGGUUUUGUGUUCAGAAAUAUGACAUUUCUAUUGCCAUCGGCUCUACAAAGGGUUAGAGUAAGACUCGAAGAGAUCCGCCAAAUGAUGAAAACUGAACACGACAAUCACGCGCAAACACUUGAUAAAAAUAAUAACCGUGAUUAUUUUGAUGCCUUUAUUAAUGAAAUGCAAAAGUCAUCAAAUGGAAAACAGACUACUUUUAAUUGUACAGUGUUAACUACCCUGGAGUGGUCACUAGUGAUUUUGGCCGCUUAUCCAACUAUACAACAACACAUCCAGAAAGAGAUCGAUGAAGUGAUUGGCAAAGAAAGGAGUCCUAACGUUGGCGACAAAAACCAAAUGCCAUAUUUGCAGGCAUUCAUUGCGUCCAAAGAUAUGGUAAUUUCAGGAUUCAAAAUACCAAAAGACACUCAAAUAAUGGCCAACUUUUGGGCCAUAGAUAACGACCCAAACCUAUGGGAAAAUCCAUCGCAAUUCAGACCCGAAAGACUUCUCAGCGACGAUCUCAAGACAUUUAAAAAACCGGAGCAUUUGAUCCCAUUUUCAUACGGGAAGAGGUCGUGUCCGGGAGAGAUCUUAGGAGUGGUCGAAACGUUUCUAUAUUUGAGUUCUUUGCUUCAGAAAUACGAUAUUAAAGCCAACCAUAAAACUGAUAAAAGUCUUGAAUACGAGUUUCAGUUCUCAAUCACUCCUAAACAAAGUCCCAACAUUUCAUUCGCUAAACGAGUGCACAAUUAG
Messenger RNA from Medioppia subpectinata, 1314 nucleotides. NCBI's taxonomy places the organism in Eukaryota, Metazoa, Arthropoda, Arachnida, Sarcoptiformes, Oppiidae. The record is from the annotation of a GenBank genome assembly.